GUCAGGCAUCCGCACCAGAUCACGUGUGGUAACGCCGUGCUCAACAUCAACCGCAAUCGCUAGCCAGAUUAGAUCAGAGAAUUCCGAUAUAUUGGUUAUCGCCAAAUACACUCUUCCGAUCUCCUCGACUCUGUCUUUUGGUUUCUCUGGGUGUGAACGAAAUACAUUACAAGGUGUUACUGGUAGAAGCGUUGUCAAACACUGAAUACCUGUGACAUCAUCAAUCUUCAACAGUUUCACUCGUUCUCUUUUAUAGUACGGAAACAUAGUAUUUCCCCCUCAUUCCGAAAAGACAAGAACACUCUGGAGCGUUUCCAACGGCGAGCCACGAAUGCAGUUCGGGGACUCAAAUUCAAGCCUUAUAAAGAGCACUUAACAGUUUCUCAUUAGAGAGCAGGCAUCUUAAAAAUGAUCUUCUGAUGGCUUACGGCAUACUAAAUACUUAGGCUGAGUCCUAACACAAACCUUUAGGGGUAAAACCCAGAAACUUGGGACAUAACACAGCAGAAAGGACAGUAGACACAACUUCCACUCCUUAAGAGUAGUCAAGUGCUGAAAUUCACAACUGGAUGUGUUAGUCCGAACGACUUCCCAGGAGUCCUUUAAGAAGAAACUUGACAUAUUUUUAAGGAUUAAGUAUAGUAUCUUAUUAUGGCUUAACAAAUUUUUUCUUUUUCCUUUUUUAUCUAUAAUAUAAAGAAGUACUUGUCUGGAGGUAUUGGCGAUCCACUAUAACUAGAUACGAAGUUCGUAAAGCGAAACUUUCUUCUAUUCCAUACAAAACCAUUUGAAUUACUUGAAAAUAUUGAAACUAAAACUCAUGUAUUGAAGCCGCAAUGCACAAAUCAGGUACCUACUUGUGGAUGUGUCCGACUCUGUGAGAGUAUUUUCGUGGGGUGUUUCUCAACUCAGUAGCAUCUGCCACACUGUUUUGGCAGUUUCUGUCGAGGUGAGAAAGUCCAUCUAUCAGUACAGUUAUCCGCGCGAUUUUGAACAAAGUAUGUGUAAUCGGAUGAUAGUGGUUGUUGAUUGAACUGCUCAUUCAGUUGAUAGCGGACACGUGUAACGAGUGGAAGCUAAUGAAGUAAGUGAUUUUAAUUUUAGUUCUGUUUUGUGUUUAACUAAAUUUUAUGGUGUAGAUAAUUGUGAACUUGAGACAGGUAGUCGCAAUUUGGACACCAAUGAUUCCCUGAAUAAUGAUGACUCUGUAGAUAAAUGCUGAUUUCAGAUAAGAGGAGAAAGCGAGAAUGAGAAUUUUGAACAAUUGAGAGGAUCUGACAAUUACAAUGAACUAAGAGCACAUUAUAGACACGUGGACAGAUAAACAGUCUGUGUCAGUUGUUGCAAUGGAACAAUAUAAAUACUGUACAGUUAAAUGUUUUGUGUUGUCCUUUAAUCUGUCAUAAUUAUCCAAUACAGUUUUGUUGUGACCAAUUAGAAUUGUCAGAAUGGGUUUCGUGUAGAAUUUUAAAAAUUUUCACAGGUUGAAAUCAUGAGUCAGUUGAAGCUAGACCACCAUUGAAAACCUGGAAGCACUGGACGGCCGUUUCCUCCUGGUAUGCGACUCCUCAGCAGUGCGCAUCCACGAUCCCGCACCACGCGGGGCUCGAACCCAGAACAAAUGUGAAUGUAAAGGUAAGAAAUUAUCGAUUCUCAGUGAUGAAAGUAAAUUUAUGCCUGAUGGUGAAUUUGCAGGUAUUAGCAAAGUAGAGGGAAGAAUAAAUCCAAACAUAGUGAAGCAGCUACACAUGAAUAUUAUUGGUAGGGAGGAAUUUAAUUUCCUGGAACCUAUUGGUUCUGAGUAUGGUCAUUUACAUGGAUUACAUAAAAUGCACAAACCAAACAUUUGUUUACGCCCAAUUUUAUCAGUGCGUCGAUCACCUACACAUAACCGAGCUAAAUUACUGGAUCCUGUUGGAACACGUUUAUAUAAGUAUUCUGUGAACGAUUCUUUUGACUUGGUCGAUCAUUUAUGUGAUAUUAAUAUCAAGAGAAAGACAAUGUGUUCAUUUGAAGUGAAUUCCCUGUUCACAAAUAUACCUCUGAAAACGACUAUUGAUAUAUUAUGUGACCACACUUCUUUGAACAGCCUUGAAAAAAUUACCUGUUCCUUUAAAAAUUCUUAAAGAUUUAGCACUAUUAUGUACUGACAACGUCCAGUUCAUAUUUGAAGGUGAAUAGUUUUGCCAGAUCGACUGGUUGCUAUGGUUGGUCCAUUAGACCAUUAAUAGCAGACGUGUUCAUAACACAUGUUGCAAAUCUAGCUGAAGACCUAGUCGUCAACAUGUCUGUUUAUAAGAGAUAUGAAGAUGACACCUUAGUUAUCUGUGAAAGAAAGGACGAAAUGAAUUGUCUAUUGAGUAGACUUAUUACUCUGCGAAAUCACAUCAGCCUUUGAUGUGAAGAGGAGAAGAAUGACCGGCUUCUCUUCUUAGAUAUGUUAACAAGUAGACGAGAAGAUGGUUCAAGCAGACGAUCCAUCUUUCGAAAACCAACCUUGACGGGCCAAUGCCUUAGUCACAAUAGUUACUGCCCAGUGCAAUACAAAUGAGGUUCGAUGAGCGGUCUGUUUAAUAGGAUUAAUCGUGUUUGCACAAACGGCGCUAUCGAUGACGACGUUAGGUUGUUAAACAAAACAUUAGUGGAAACUGACUAUCCCUUAAAAUUCAUAAAUAGAUGGAAAGGUCACGGUAUACUAAGGCCUACUAUAACCUUGGCAGAAAGGAACCUGUCUACAUCAUUUUUCGGUUUGGAGGUGAUUCAAAUAGCUUUUUACUGAAACAAAGGCUUAAAUAAGUUGUUAACAGGACGUAUUACGCAGCAAAGGUCUUUAUGAAAGAGAAAACAAUGUCCAUGUCUCAGCGAAAAUGUAAAACACACGGAAAUGAUUGCGUCACAUGCCACUGUGUUUAUCGAUUUGAAUGUGUGUGUGGCCACAUAUACAUGUGGAGGAGUAAUCGUGAUCUCCAAAUUAGGGUGUGCGAACAUGUACCUAAGUGGUUGCAAAAACCAAUAAAAUCAAGUGGUCCAAUAAGAGUAGAUGGUGAACAUCCAUUCAUGGAGGAAAUUCACUGAGUAAGUUAAUAUUCGUAAUAAUAAUAAUACUAAUAACAAUACCACAACUGCUGCUAUGAGAACUAAUGCUAUUUCAAAAACUACUACUAACAAUACUACUCCGACUACUACUACCACCACCAAUACUACUAAUAAUACUACGACGACUAAUACCAAUACUACUACGGGUGAUCUUAUCCACAACGCAAUCAUAUAAACUUAAUGUAUCGCACAGGGUCAUCUGUGCGUUCAAAUUAUGUAGUUAAUUUUGCUCUGUUUCUAAUUUUUAUUCGCCACGUCUGACUGCGUUACACUACGUCCAUUGCACGCUGGGAUGAUAUCUCUAGUCAUAGUAAGUUAAUUCACAUAGUUGAUUGUUUCCAAAUAGACUGUCAGUGCAUGAUUUUACUGAAGAAAGGUUUGUUGUGCUGUAAACUGUUUCUAUGAACAAAUCCCUGUUGUCUUCAGUAUGAAAGCAGUUAAUAUGUAUCCUUCUUUUUUUCUUAGGUAAGUUCAACUGGCCUAUAUUUCGUGUUUUGGUUUUAUCGGCUUAAUUAUGUCCAUUUAACUACUUUGAGGAACAUGUCUUUGCAAGUGAAACAAUAACUAUGACACUUGCUUAGUUUAGUGUUCUUGGUUGUCGUAUAAUUCAGUUUAGUUGAAAGAAUUAUGAUAUACUUAAGUAUAGUGCUUGAAGCCUGUAACGAAACAGAUCAGUUUAGUAAGUAGAGUUGCCUGUUUCUAAUGUGUAUACGGAUUCAGAUCAUUCUGAUUAAAAAUAGGAAAGAACGUGCCUUUGAUGCUGUUGCUGUCAUGCAUUAUAAGAUAGCGAUAAGUAUGUUUGGUGUUUAUUUCUAAAAUGUACAUCUAUCACUGACCAUAUUUCAUGAUCACUGUCAUUAAACAAUUUCCCCAGCAAUAACAUCGGUAACAAGAUAGCUAAGUGUCUGAGCUUUUAGUUGCCCGCAAAACAGCAGUAUACAGUCUUAGAAGAUGAGUGUUCUGUGUCUCAAUUAAAUGCAGCUGGCUGUGGACAAAUGUUAAGAAUCUUUUUGACAACUGAGACUUUUAGUUUAUCAUACACUUACUCUGCUUGUAUGUUUUCCUGUUAAACUAGACUCAGAUGCAUGGGAAUACUUAAAUGGGAGCAAAUUAAUAAAAGCAUUGCAAUACGGUACUAAGCCCAUGUUAUGCUUUGCGCAAGUAAUAGUAGCUGACCUUAUCUAAUAUUCAUGAACUCAAGGUAAAUCACAACUGCAUAAAUUCUUUGCUAAAAAACGUGUGAUUUGGUUAUUUGUCUAUUCCACAUUUCUGACUAAAUUCAUCACUAUUUUUUUUCAUUUAGAAUUCAACAGGAGUGAGCCUUCACAGACCCUAGAAACUGUUUCGCCCUUGGAUCUAUGGCCCUAUGGAACUGUAUACGGGAGACCCAACGAACGGCAGAUUAUAAAAAGGAUGAUGGACGUCCAUUUUAGUCUCACAACCACUUCCAGUAUUUUUUUUUUGACUUUUUUUACUCUUUCGUUUGGGAAAAAAUAACAAAAACUGCAGAUUAACAUUACCAAUACAACUUUUAAACGGGAACUUGGUUUAAAUCUUUGUUUGAUAUUCGAUUCUUAAUGAAAGUUCUCG
Molecule: messenger RNA, 4686 nt
Organism: Schistosoma haematobium
Lineage: Eukaryota; Metazoa; Platyhelminthes; Trematoda; Strigeidida; Schistosomatidae
Exons: 3
Coding region: 1674-2126 (150 amino acids)
Source: RefSeq, a predicted model, not a curated record